GCCAGGCCGGCAUGCAGACCGAGAUCGAGGCGCUGCCAGGCUACACCGAUGUGGUGCCCAUGGUAUUCUGCGGCUUGUUCCCGAGCAUGCAAUCGGAGUUCGAGGCGCUCAGGACCGCCUUCGAGCGCUUGUCCCUGAACGACGCGGCCCUCAAGUUCGACCCCGAGAACUCCUCCGCUCUCGGCCUAGGCUUCCGCUGCGGCUUCCUCGGCAUGCUGCACAUGGAGGUAGUAAAGGAGCGGCUGGAGCGCGAGUACGGCAUGGACCUCAUCGUCACCUCGCCGUCGGUGGUCUACGAGGUUGAUUUGAAAGGCGGCGAGACCAUCAACAUCGAGUUUGCAAACAUGCUCCCAGAUCCACAGUUGGUCAAGGCAAUAAAGGAGCCGUACGUGUUGCUGGACAUGAUCGUGCCCGAGACAUCCGUAGGUGUUGCGAUGGACAUUGCCCUCCAGAGACGUUCUGUCUGGAGAAAUACGAAUUUCUUGACAGAGGGCCGAGUCCUCAUGCAGUUUGAGAUGCCGAUGGCGGAGAUGAUUCGCGAUUUCUUCACAGAGAUGAAGAUGAGAACUUCGGGCUACGCUUCCAUGGACUACCGGGCGCUCGACUACAGGGAGGGAGACUUGGUGAAGCUCGAGAUCGACAUCAACAAGACGACGGCGCACCCGCUCUCCACAAUCUGCCACCGCUCGCGCGCGCUGGCACUAGCCAAGAAGAUGGUCGAGAUCCUCGUGGAGCAGAUCCCUCCGCAGCUGAUCUUGAUCGUCAUCCAGGCCAGGAUCGGGAGCCACGUCAUCAAUUCGGGCCGGAUCAAAGCGGUUAGAAAGAACGUCCUCGCCAAGUGCUACGGCGGUGACGUGUCGCGGAAGAUGAAGCUGCUCGCGAAGCAGGCCAAGGGGAAGGCGAAGAUGCAGGCCAUCGGUAAGGUCAACGUCCCUUCCGACGCGAUCCUCGCGGUGAUCAAGGGGACUUGAGGCGUAGUUUGUUCCGUUGUAUUGCAUUUGGUGUUGCGGUGAGUUCUCGCGGGAUGUUUGUCGUUGCGAGUGUACAGGCUUCGGCGUGGUGCGCUGGAAGGCAGGGAGCGUCAGCGCAUGGUGCACUGCCGCAUGCACUCUUCCUCUUCAUUCUCUUCUUCCUGCCGCACAUGGCGCUUCUGGACCACGUUGCGCUUCUGAAGUCCGUGCCUGCGCACGGCGCUUCUGGAGCACCCGCCCGUGCACGGAGCACGUGCCUUUUCGUGACAUUUGUUCUGGACUCCUCGUCGCCGCGCCGCUGUUGCGCGCGGCCCUACGCGGUGCCCACGCGGCACCCGUCCCCUCGGCCACAUCUGUUAUGUUCUCCUCGCCGUCGUGCUGGCGCCGCGCUCGACGACUACGCGGCGCCGCCCACGCAGUACCCAGGCCCCCCUCGUACGGCGACGCUUGCUCUGCACUCAUCUUCGUCGUGCUGGCACCAGCGUCGCGCACGCCCCAACACGGCGCCCGCGCAGCCCCCCCCCCCCCCUCCCCCGCCGUCUCGAC
This is a messenger RNA of Prorocentrum cordatum, 1517 nucleotides long. The record is from the annotation of a GenBank genome assembly. NCBI's taxonomy places the organism in Eukaryota, Dinophyceae, Prorocentrales, Prorocentraceae.